GAGUUCUCCGCCUAGUUGAAUCAGUCGAGUUGGAUACAUCCGUCGGCUGGCAACCGUCUGCUGCUAGAUUGACGCUCCGCGCGUAUCUGCGGAUCUAUACUAAAUUGUUUUUUUCUCGGCUAGUCAGUUUUCUUAUAUUUAAAUAAUCGUGUCGGAACUUACUCAACUGUAACUUAACAAACGGCAAUAUCCAGAGGAAACAGCAGGAUCGCAAAAGCUCUACAGCAAUUGUUUUGAGAUAGAGAGACAAGUCCAACAACAGAAAACGCAUAUCUCAAGCCCUUAUAGCGCGUUCGCAUAACACACAAAAAAAAUAGGUGGUGAAGCAACAGAAAAACAAAAUAAUACAAAAAUACGUCAAGAAAAUUAAAAAGCGCAGAUAAAUUUCAAUGCACUCAAACGAAGAAAGUAUCUGCUGUUUAUUUAUAUUGUACGAGUGAGUGGUGGGUACAAACAGCUGUUGGGGAAACAAAAGUAUCAACCGCUUUAAAAUUUUCACUCUGGCUUCAUUCUUUCAACUCGUUGCUCUAAAAUACCGACAAUUUUGUAUACAUUCAGUUGGCUUAAGCAAACCAUUGUUUGUCAACGCAGACUGAUAACGUAGAGUUGGGCAACGCACUUUAAAAAUUCCAGCAAAAGUUCAAUGCUUUCCAGCUUGAACCAAAACAAGAUAGACUUUGAAAGUACGACAGACAGCUUUUUUUUGUUUCCAUAAAUUAGAUGAGCCGAUAAUUUAUGCACCAGUAGCGAAAACACACUUGCUCAGAGGCAGAUGCGUUAUUCUGAUUAGAAACGAAAACAGCUGAAAACCAACCGCAGUAUGUAUUUACGGGAAAUGCUCUUACUGGCCUGUCUGGUGCUACUGUUCGGGGGACUCCCACAAUUCACUUCCCCUACAACGACCACCACCCUAGUGGCCGCCAUGUCCAUCGCCAAUCAGGACUUGGAGCGCUUCUUUAGACCAGGAAACGGCACGCACACUUUCUCCGGAAUGGAGGACCGAAUUGCAGUGGACGUCUAUAACUACGCCUUCCUCAACUGGUCGUACUUAGAUGGUAGUACACUGUGCAACAUGGACUUUGCUCAGGAGCAGGCUCGCUACGGUGAGGGCAAGGUGUUGAACGUCACGGGGCGUCUGGUCCACAUCAGCGCCACGGAAAACGUCAGUGACGACUACGCCUGCACACCAUACAUCCGCGGAACUUUGGGAACCCCAACGCCAGACAAGGGUGUGACCUGGAUAGCCUUGGUCCGCCGUGGACGCUGCACCUUUGAGGAAAAAGUUAAGCAUGUUUACCAGCAGAACGCCGCCGGUGUCAUUAUCUACAAUGACAAGCAGGUGAUGCAGCUGGAGAAGAUGCAGAUUAAGGGCAAGACAAGAAGCAUCGCCGCAGUGAUAACUUAUCAGAACAUUGGACAGGACCUAGUGGACAGUGUGGACAGGGGCAACAAUGUCACCAUCUCUAUUAUCGAGGGACGACGAGGAGUACGCACCGUCAGCAGCUUAAACCGAACGUCAGUGCUGUUCGUCUCCAUAUCAUUCAUCGUUUUGAUGAUUAUUUCCCUGGUUUGGCUUAUCUUCUACUACAUUCAGAGGUUCCGGUACAUGCAGGCAAAGGAUCAACAAUCUCGCAAUCUGUGCUCGGUUACCAAAAAGGCCAUCAUGAAGAUCCCAACGAAGACGGGGAAAAUCAGCGACGAGAAGGAUUUGGAUAGCGACUGCUGCGCAAUUUGCAUCGAGGCCUAUAAACCCACAGAUACCAUUCGGAUAUUGCCGUGCAAGCACGAAUUUCAUAAAAACUGCAUCGAUCCAUGGCUCAUCGAGCACCGAACCUGCCCCAUGUGCAAGCUCGACGUGCUCAAGUUUUACGGAUAUGUGUUUCUAGGCAGUGAGGAAAGUAUUUUGGAGUACCAGCCAGAUCCCCCGCAGGGUCUGACAAGUGUGGAAGCAGGAAACGUCUCUGCUGAGCCUGUAACUGAAACGGCUCAAACAAGACCUAGCGCCUUGGCGGAACUUAUUCGAAGCCGCGACUUUGUAAUCGAUUUUCCGCGAGUAUUUGUCCUCGACAGCGGCAGUGUUGUUGGAGCCCGCGAAAUGCUGUUUCCAACCCGACUACCCGAACGCUCGCAGAGCUCCCUAUCGCUGAGACAAGCCCGUGAUUGGAUGAGCCUAAUGAGCAACAAGCUCGAGGAACAGCAGGGUUUGCGCCGAAUGCGCAAAGAUGAAAUGCAGCAGCAACUUCUUAGUGCGCGGGAGUCGGCCCGCCACUGCCGGUCGCGAUCUGCGGAUGGGCGCUACUCAACUGGAUGCUUUGGUGGUCGCCAGCGCCAGCCCUCUGUGCAGGCAUCUGGCCAAGUGCAGCACCACUUUCCCUUCGAUGUCGCCCAGCUUCGGCGCACCAGCUCCUCGCAGGCCUUGCAGCAGUUGACGGACGCCGCCUACGCCCAGUCGCGUCAGAGGCAGCGGGAAGCCUUUGACUUCGCUAGAACGCGGCGUCGCUUCAUAAGACGUGAGAGCGAGGAGAUAUCCUUGCGCUCGCUACCCAGGCGAGGAGUAGUACAUCGGGAGAGGGAUAGGGAGGCCGAUGCAAGUGGACCCUGUGACCAAAUAACCAUUCAAGUGAAUGGUCAAGGUGUCGAUCUCAAUGAGUGAAAAAGUUGCUUACGCUUAUUUGCUGAAAUAAUUGUAUAAAAUAUAUUUUAUCUAUCUUAGAAUCUGUUUAAAAAAUGCUUAGCCGCCUUUGUGAGUAG
Drosophila gunungcola (fruit fly) is the source of this 2751-nucleotide messenger RNA. RefSeq names its product E3 ubiquitin-protein ligase goliath (gene gol). Lineage: Eukaryota; Metazoa; Arthropoda; Insecta; Diptera; Drosophilidae. The record is from RefSeq and is a predicted model, not a curated record. Bases 821 to 2653 code for a protein of 610 amino acids. The transcript is spliced from 9 exons.